AUGGCAUCCACAUCACCCGUAGCGUCGACGUCGACAUCGAUCGCCAGCUCUCCCUCUCUCCGUGCCUCCAGCCCAGCAUCGUCCGUUUCGGCCGGAUCUGAGGCGAUCGCCCCCUUCGACGUCUCGACGAUCGAUGUCGUCAACGCGUCCCUCUCCGCCGCCACGCCGCAGGAGAUUCUCGCGUGGGCGAUCGCUCAUUUGCCGAACCUCUGGCAAACGACCGCCUUUGGUCUGACCGGUCUGGCGGCGACGGACAUGAUUGCCAAGAUCACAAAACGUCAAAAGGCGAGCCAACACCUCGUUCCCAUGAUCUUCAUCGACACGCUGUACCAUUUUGAAGAGACGCUCGCGCUCGCGGACAAGGUCGAGCGCAAGUACAAGCUUAAGAUGUCGGUCUUCCGACCACCCGGAGUCGAGACGACGGCCGAGUUCGAGGAGAAGUACGGUCAGGAAUUGUGGAAGACCGAUGAGGAUACAUACGAUUACUUGGUCAAGGUGAGCUUUGCACGACCAAGGGGUCAUGCUCGCGUGGCGAGCACCCUGCACUGGCGAACCGAAGAAUUAUCAAGCUGACACUUUGUGUCCGCAUCCCGCAUUGUCCCACAAUAGGUCGAACCUGCACGAAGAGCAUACGAGGAAUUGGGUGUCAAGGCUGUCAUUACCGGUCGACGACGAUCCCAAGGUGCGGACCGAGCGACAUUGCAACCGCUUGAAGUCGAUUCGACCGGCUUGAUCAAGGUCAACCCCUUGUGCCGAUGGGGCUUCAGCGAGGUCAAGGACUAUAUCGACAUGGCCGGCGUUCCUUACAACCCUCUGCUCGACCAGGGCUACAAGUCGGUUGGCGACUGGCAUUCGACCAAGAUUCCCAUUGAUGGCGAGGGAGAGCGUGCCGGUCGAUGGUCGGGCAACACCCAAAAAACGGAGUGCGGGUUGCACAAGGACUACUUCAAGAUGUGAGCUCAUUCUGAGCCUUUUAUUGCAAUUAGUGCAAGAUCUAGAUGCUGACAUUUUUAUUUUUUUUGAUCUUUGGGACGCACCACAGGAAGAAGGCCUAUGAGAAAAAGCGACGAGAAGCCGAGCUGGCAUCCCAGGACAAGGCCCGUGGAGAGGACGUUGUUGGCGAGACGUCGGUACAAAUGGAUCUCUUGGCUCUUAACUAG
Microbotryum saponariae is the source of this 1160-nucleotide messenger RNA. The record is from the annotation of a GenBank genome assembly. NCBI's taxonomy places the organism in Eukaryota, Fungi, Basidiomycota, Microbotryomycetes, Microbotryales, Microbotryaceae.